CUCGCGAGGUUCGCUGUCACGCACGGCCUCAAGAGUGCCGACCACCAGCGGCCGGGAUAUUUCUAGUCGGGCUCUCCUCGCAGACUUAGUACCCGAGUAUCGUGUGUGCACAGUGCAUCGCGGCCGAGUGUUUUCCCCCCCCUCGGGAUAUAUAUUUAAUUCCCGUUCGUUGCUCGAUCUUGACGGGUCGGGUGUCGUGCCGAUUGGGUGACGAAUGUGAGAGCCGGUGAUAUGUCCGAGAGAAAAGUCGUAACGCCGAGACGGAAACGGCUCAACGACCCUUCUGGGUCAAGGCCGUUGGUAAGGUCGGAUGUACCGAAGGAACCGGCGAGACCGCCGAGAACAAGGACGCAGACCGUAUACGUGACGACGGCUCACAAUUCCGAUUUCGGAAAUGGCGUGCAACGUGGCGUGUUUGUAGAAACUCAGCAGAAACCGACCGAGAAGGCCCCGAUGACGACCCUCGACGAGAACGUGAACCGUGUACCCCGACAACAGCACAAGGCAGCUGAAAACAUGGAUUAUCUUGGAAAGAUGGACCGGAUAGAAAGGCUUUCGCCGAUGGAUGCAGAAAUGCAAGACGCGGAUGGUGGGCGGCCUGUGCAAGUGGUACUUGCCCAUCCGGAUCAUACCUUCGAGUUAGAUGAAGAUGCACUGUCUGAAAUCCUCUUACACGACGACGUGAAAGAUAGAAGUGUGGUUGUGGUAUCUGUUGCAGGUGCCUUCAGGAAAGGCAAAAGUUUCCUUCUUGACUUUUUUCUUCGUUACAUGAACAACAAGUACACGCUACACAACAAUACCGAGUCCUGGUUAGGCGCUGAGGACGAGCCACUGAGUGGUUUUUCAUGGAGGGGUGGCUCGGAGAGGGAUACUACGGGAAUCUUGAUGUGGUCAAAGGUUUAUCCCGCUACCCUGGCGAACGGUGAAGAGAUCGCUGUGAUUCUUAUGGACACUCAAGGCGCUUUCGACAGUCAAUCAACAGUGCGGGAUUGCGCGACGGUGUUCGCAUUGAGUACAAUGCUGUCCUCGGUGCAGAUAUACAAUCUGUCGCAAAAUAUUCAGGAGGAUGAUCUUCAGCACCUGCAGCUGUUUACCGAGUACGGCAGACUAGCGUUGGAGAGCUCCGACAGCACGCCCUUCCAAAGAUUGCAAUUCUUAAUCAGAGACUGGGUUUAUCCGUACGAGGCCGAUUACGGCUCAAACGGCGGAAAGAAAUUGCUCGACAAAAGACUAGAGAUUUCCGACAGGCAGCAUCCGGAAUUGCAGAGCUUGCGAAAGCAUAUCAAGUCCUGCUUUUCGGACAUAUCAUGUUUCCUCAUGCCACAUCCCGGUCUCGAGAUCGCGAUGAAUCCGAAAUUCGAUGGUAGAUUAUCCGAGAUCCAGACGGAGUUCAAAAAACAGUUAAAAGUGCUCAUACCGAUGAUUCUGGCGCCAGAAAAUCUGGUGACCAAGAAGAUCAACGGCCAAGUCGUGAAAGCGAAAGAUCUGUUGGAAUAUUUCAAGAGUUACAUCAAUCUUUACAAAGGAGAUGAACUUCCCGAACCGAAAAGUAUGCUUGUGGCCACAGCGGAAGCUAACAACUUAACCGCUGUAGCAGAAGCCAAGGAUUUGUACCUUCAGAUGAUGGAGACCGUGUGCGGUGGAACGAAGCCGUUUUUAGCAACCGCUCACUUAGAAUCCGAGCAUCAGCACUGUAUGGAUUCAGCCCUUCGUCAAUUCCAAAACAAACGAAAGAUGGGCGGAGAAGAAUUCAGUCAAAUAUAUAUGGAAAAAUUAAUUAAGGACAUGGAUGAUGCUUUUUCGCAAUUUAAAGCGCACAAUGAGAGCAAAAAUAUUUUUAAAGCAGCGCGAACGCCAGCCGUGUUUUUCGCAAUUGCCGUCACUAUGUACAUUUUAUCUGGAAUAUUUGGUCUUGUUGGUCUGUACACAAUAGCGAAUGUAUGUAAUCUUAUUAUGGGUAUUGGCCUUCUCACGCUUGUCUUGUGGGCAUAUAUAAGGUAUAGCGGAGAGUUCAGAGAAAUUGGAACACAAAUAGAUGACUUAGCCAGUAAAAUAUGGGAAAAUUGUACUAAUGAAAAACGAUAUUUGAGAAAGCUGAGUGCUAACAGGAGCAAAUAUCUUGUUCAGUUCAUGAAGCCACUCUACCAACAGUUUGUGGAGAAGUCCGUGUCUGUAGCAGUGGCGCAGGCUGCUGAAAUGGCGGUAACUAAUUCAACAAUGAACGCCACUGUCACUGCCAAUGGCAAGCCUAAAUUAUUAUAAUUCAUUCCCAUAAUAUCCUGAUUGUUGAAACGAAUCGAAAUAUUGCAUCCUUAUAUGUUAAUAUUAAUCGGCAUAACUAAAUUUUACAAUACCAUUAAAUUUUGACAUACCACCAUUAAUAGUUUUCUCUUUGUUUAAAACUGGAUUAAACAUUAUGGCUUGGAAGUACUAAUUUGAAAAUGACUGUGACUGUAUAUACAAUGUAUUCUAAUGAUAAAUCAGCGUUAGAUUGAUGGAAAUUGUGAUUACUAGUAUUGCCUAGUAUAUCCGUGAAAUGGAUGUUAUCAAAAUAAAGUCUUGUACUGGUGAAAAAUAUUAUCAUUGUAGCUUGGCCUGAAAGUUUUAUCACAGGGAUGUUAAUAUAUUUAAAGAGUUAUUACAAAUUAUUAAAAGGUAGAAAAGUGCAUUUGUGGAACUAUUAAGAAACAUUAGGAAAAUAAGUCUUUACGUGACAGCUCUUUUUGUUCGUUUCCAUUAGGCUAUGUGAAGCUACGUCUAUGAAGUUUUUCUGUUACAUCCAUUACAUUUCAAGUGCAUUUUGCAAUUAAUUUUUGUUUUAAUAGAAAGGAUAUUGUUUUGCGUAGCUCACGUCUCAUGAUUAUGUCCUUGUUAUGUUACGUGUUAUUUAUACAUAUAUGCUUGGAAUAACUAGGUUUAUUUCAUUCGUGCCACAGAAAAACGCGUUACUUGAGUUGUACUGGACUACUGUUUAAUAAAAGAAAGAAUGUAUAUAUUGCACGAUGUUAUUCACAUUCUAUAUAGUUUGGAGAAAAAAGUGAUAAAAAUAUGUAGAAACUUAUUUAACUCUAACUCUGAUAUAGAUAUUCACACGCCAUAUUACUGUAGUGUACGAUUUUAUUAAAUGCAAUGUCUCGAA
Vollenhovia emeryi is the source of this 3139-nucleotide messenger RNA. RefSeq names its product atlastin (gene atl). Gene Ontology annotation, biological process: endoplasmic reticulum organization; protein homooligomerization. Lineage: Eukaryota; Metazoa; Arthropoda; Insecta; Hymenoptera; Formicidae. Bases 232 to 2262 code for a protein of 676 amino acids. Gene Ontology annotation, molecular function: GTP binding; GTPase activity. The record is from RefSeq and is a predicted model, not a curated record. The transcript has 10 exons.